AUGGAGAUGAUUGUGAAAAUGAAGCCCAAGAAAAGUGUCGCCGAGGAAAUGGAAGAUCUAUUUCAUGAAUUUUCAGGUGAAAAACAACUUUUAAAAAAACAGGAAAAACCCUGGUAUUUCCAAAUUUGGGAUCUUUGCCAGAAAUACCUUUUCCUGUUGAACAACAAGGAGGUGGCAGCUCCUAAAGAUUCCAGCUCAUCAGAGGAAGUACUAACUUUGGUUCCCAACAAAGGUUUUGAGAGCAAUAGUAAAAAUAUAUACCCUAUUUUUAUGGGCCUCCAAGAUGGGAAACGCAUCUUGUCCUGUGUCAAAUCUGGUGCUCAGCCUCAGAUAACAAUAAUGGAGGAAGAUAUCAUGAAACUGUGAAAAAAAGAGCCACUCAAGAAUUUCACCUUCUUGAAUCACACUGAAGUCAACCAGCCAACUUGUACUUUUGAAUCUGCAGCUUUUCCAGGUUGGUUCAUAAGUAUGUCCACUGAGCCAAACAAGCCUAUCAGUUUGAGUCGUAAGGAAAGUGCUGAGAUUAUCAUGUUUUACAUGGAUAAAAAGAACUGA
This is a messenger RNA of Anolis sagrei ordinatus, 555 nucleotides long. The record is from RefSeq and is a predicted model, not a curated record. NCBI's taxonomy places the organism in Eukaryota, Metazoa, Chordata, Lepidosauria, Squamata, Anolidae.